Batrachochytrium dendrobatidis JAM81 is the source of this 2109-nucleotide messenger RNA. RefSeq lists its product as uncharacterized. Gene Ontology annotation, molecular function: protein binding. The record is from RefSeq and is a predicted model, not a curated record. The transcript has 7 exons. The coding region runs from base 1 to 2109 and encodes 702 amino acids. NCBI's taxonomy places the organism in Eukaryota, Fungi, Chytridiomycota, Chytridiomycetes, Rhizophydiales.
AUGCGAGCAGUUGCUUUGUAUUCAUGCACUGCUGAAGACCCAUCAGAACUGUCGUUUGAAGUCGGUGACUUGAUACUCGACGUGAGACCUACAGAUGAGGAAGGAUGGUUUACUGGACGGCUAGAAAAGUCAGGAUUGAGGGGCAAUUUGCCUGGCAACUUUGUUCGUUUCAGAGAAGAUCCUCCAGGACCUCCAUUGAGAGCCCAAUUCAACGACCAGAAAAACUGGGCUGCUUCAAGUGGAAGUGCUACAAGUAUUUCGGGUACUGCUGUUUUUGGAGAGGCAUGUGCUCUUUCUCCACUACCAAAAAGUCCAAGUCUGUCAAGAAAAUUAGAUCCACAAGCAACUCGGAAAGAGUUACUAGAAAAAUCUAGUUCUCUUGUACAGCAAGCAAAGGAUAGACCUGGAUCUAUGAUUGGUUUACUUUCACAAAAUACCUCACUUGGACCAAACAAGUGUCGUAAUAUUUCCUCGAGCGGAUCGAUUUCAUCCCAGCCAUCUGCAAUUCAAUCCAAUUUCAGUAUACCCAAUCCCGCAAUAGCAUCAAUGGUGAAUUCCAACGCUUCACAGCAAACAAAUAAUUUUGGAGUACAACAAAAUGGAUUUGAAGACAACUUUCAAUCUACUAGUUUGCCACAGAUGAAUCAGAACAAUCAAACUGCUCCGCCCGUAUUGCCUGCACGCACUCCACAUUAUGGAUCUGGUGAUAUUAAAAAAGCUCAGCCAAUGAUGCCACCAAGGCGACCCUCGCAAUCAAACACCAGCCAUUUGUCAUUUCCCAAUACACCCUCUUUAGUUGCAGAUGGUGCCAAAUCCCAAGACCCAUCACUUAAAUCUGCUAUUGCCAGUCUCAAAAAAACAGGAGUACUAUCGAGCAUCCCACAAGGCACUGCAAACGCACAAAAUAUAUUUGCUCCUGCCAGCACAGCUACACAAAACCACUCUACAUCUACUUUGACAACCUCUUCUAGUCUGGAUUAUGGAAAGCUUAAAAUGGUUGGUGUAGUUUCUGGAGAAGUUAAUCGCCGUGAUAACAUUCCACCACCACCUCAAAAGCCUGCAUCGCUCUCAUGUUCGUCCUCUGGAUCGUCCAUUGAUUCUUUUUCUACUCCAAACUCUGCACCGAUACGUCCAUUGAAGCCAUCUGAAUUGCGUGGAUCUUUAAAUGUGCCAUCUUCCUCUACUUUCAAAAGCACUCUAUCCAACCUUGUAUAUCCUUCAAAUAUACAACCUACCACUGCUCAAACCAUUCCACUUGGGACUAAACCCUCUGCAUUCUCAUCGCCUGGUGGUUAUAGCUCUACCAUUCAGUCAGCUGCAAAUGGAUACGAUAAUGCAACAGACAGCUCUGCGAUUGCACCAAUCAGGCUUAACCAGACUUCCACACAGUCCAUUUCCACCAAUCAACCGACUCCAUCCACCACGACUAAUAUUUUGGGCGGAUCUAUUGCUGCUAGACUUGCUGCAUUGAGUGUAUCAACUGGACAAUCACUUCAACCAGUUUCACCAACAAUCAGACGCCCAUCUGCUUCAUAUUCCUCAUCAUCAAACGCUAUCCCGUCACAAAUACAAGCUACGCAACCUUUAGUGCAGCAACACAAUAGUGUAUUACCUAUAUAUUCUUCCUCUGCAGCUUCAACACAACCUCCUUAUACUUUUACUGCUAAAACUGCAAUUGUUCCUGCUGAGAUCAACAGCGCGAAUAAAACGACUUAUGGAUCUAAAAUGCUUUCAGCAGAACCCAAGAAAGCACCACCACUGCCAUCUCGAUCCUCCAACAUCACUACUUUGCAACGAUCAGUCAAUGACACUAGCAAUGCAGUGCCGAAGCCAAUUUCUACAGAGCUAUUUGAUCGAUACGCGGAUGCGUUUAUAAAGGCAGAUACAGCGAAUUUGGGUGUAUUGAAUCCAACGGUCGUUCAAAAUAUAUGGCUACGUAGCUAUCUUUCAUUAUCCCAGCUUUCUUCCAUAUGGAAUCUUGUCAAGGUUGACAAAUUAAUCCAUGGAUUAACGCUCCAUCAGUUUGUUAUUGCUCAAGGGAAACCCUUUACCGACCAGUCUUCCAGAAAAUGUGAUUCUGUUUAUUCAGUCCUGCCAACAGCCAAAUAG